AUGUUGUCAUCUCAGAAGGGCACUCUUUUCUAUCUACUAUGCUUAAGUUCAGUACAAGGUUUAGUCUCAGCGGAGCAAAAUUAUGUGGUGGAAACAGGCACCAUAACUCAGAAUCUUGAAACCCAUCCCAAAACUACAUCCGCACCCAAUGUAGAAGAACUGAGAGCUAGGAACGAGGCUCAGAAAGUCCUGCUUGCUGCCAACAAUAACAUAUGUGGUUAUAUCAACGGCUCAUCAAACCAACCAUGGGGCUGCUCACUCUCAAGCACCUGUGUAUUUUCCACCUCUUCUCUUCCAUUAGUGAUACCAACGGCCCAAAAAUCAUCGAACAACACAAACCAUGACCCUAUCCCCUCCGAGCGCAGACAACCAGGAGGAAUCUUAUGUUGUGAUGGAGAAAGAGGAUGUCCUGCUGAGCCAGCACCCACAGCGUGUGUCGAUCGAGGAAAGUUCGAAUAUAAUACCUCCUGUACAGGAUCUUGUUCUACUGAUCCUGCGACCUUGAAAUGCACAUCAGGAAUCUACAUCUAUUGCGCAACCCUAACUCUCCGCACCCCUUCCCUCAACGCCCUUUAUUGCAACUACAUCUCCGCUUACCCGACCUCCCACCCAGCCAUCGUAACCCUAAACAACACCUUCACUCCCACUACCAUCAGCCACUUCUACAGCUACACUCCACCACCCAUAAACUCCACAUCUGCUCGUGGCAGCCAGACAUCUGGGAAAGUCACUUCUACGGCGAAAUCUGUGGACGGGGAAAGCAAAAAGCCGGCUAGUAAAGGGGUUGUGGGGGGCGUGGUUGGGGGCAUUGCGUUGGUGGGAUUGGUCUGUGGAGGAGUGUUGUUUUGGAUGAGGAGGAAGAAGAAGUUGGAGAAGGGGAAGAGUGAGGAGAGUCCUAGGAGGAAACUUGUUGGUUGA
Messenger RNA from Glarea lozoyensis ATCC 20868, 918 nucleotides. RefSeq lists its product as uncharacterized. NCBI's taxonomy places the organism in Eukaryota, Fungi, Ascomycota, Leotiomycetes, Helotiales, Helotiaceae. The record is from RefSeq and is a predicted model, not a curated record. The coding region runs from base 1 to 918 and encodes 305 amino acids. The transcript has 3 exons.